This is a messenger RNA of Aphis gossypii (cotton aphid), 3611 nucleotides long. RefSeq names its product pro-resilin-like. The record is from RefSeq and is a predicted model, not a curated record. NCBI's taxonomy places the organism in Eukaryota, Metazoa, Arthropoda, Insecta, Hemiptera, Aphididae. Bases 183 to 2732 code for a protein of 849 amino acids. The transcript is spliced from 3 exons.
CGCGUUUUCUUCACACACAAGCACAUAUAUACAUACACACACAUUAAUCGCGAAUAUUAUACUUCAAAGUCUGUGCUUGUACAUCGCAGAAACAGUACGUCGUCGGCGAUCGCUCGUUCACCAUAUAACGCAUAUAGUCGCCCGUCCGCAUAUUUUUUUCGUACAUCUUCGCCGCCGUCAUCAUGUACAUCGAGUGGCUGCGAAAUAGUUCGUGGUAUGUGGUCAAGUGUGUAUUGUUGCUGCAACUUAUAUACAAAACGACUGGGGCAGGAUGUUCGGUGGAUCAUGGCAGUGGGAUGAAUUAUCCAACUACCACUGCCAGCGGAACAUGGACAACCCGUGGUGGGAUAUCUUCUUAUGGCUGGGACAGCCGACAACCUAUAGAUCCGUGUAGUCGUUGUACAAAUGUCCCUCCACCAUUGCCCGGAUCUCAGUACACUACACAAUCACACGAUAAUGGAAUGUACAGUGUAAACGACCGUAUUAGUGUCAGCGGUUACAUGUCAGACAAUCGGGUUUCUGUGAGCGGUUACAUGACGGAUAAUCGGGGUACUGCGGGUAUGCAUGGUUCGGAUAAUAGGUACUCCGGUUAUGGUUCCGAUAACCGAGGUAAUGGUUAUGGCAAUGACAACCGUGGUCACACUAACAAUCGGCCCAAUGGUUUUAGCUCGAUCGGUCAUGUUACUGGCAACGGUUAUAUGCCAAGUUCAAAUUACGCUGGUAAUAGUCACGUUACUGAUAAUCACGUUCAAAUUUACAAUACUCAUAACGUAGACAAUCAAAUGAAAAAUCCUAAUUACCGAGGUAAUGGUUACGACAAUUUAAGUCCCGAAUGGGAACGAAGACAUAACAACAAAAAAGUCAGCGUUAUUAGUGGCAGUGGUGGUUAUGGAAGUGAUAUUGGCAGUGGUGGCGGUGGCAGCUAUGGAGGUGUUAUAGGAGUGGGCGGUGGCUAUGGAGAGGGUACCAGUGGAGGCGAUAGCUAUGGACAUGGUUCUGGUAGUGCAGGAAAUGGUGGUAAUGGAUAUUAUCAAGGAAUGUCAUAUCCUGUUCCCAAUAUUCCUGACAGACAUGGAACACACAUGCAGAGCAAUUAUCACAGACCGUCCAACGAUCGGUGGAAUAUCAAAGGAGCAUAUCCAGUGAAAGUAGAAUCAGGAUAUUGGCAAAGUCAACCACCUAAAGACAUCGGCUGGGACGAGGCCAGCAAGAAAGUGGGAGUGAUAGCCGGAUGGAUUGGUGGACCUAAAAAAUAUGAGUCAAGCAAACCUUCAACGGCAUACGGUUCGCAUCAGUUGAAUGACAAAGAUGACAACGAUUACUACAACAAGGGAACCGGUUACGAAAAUAAUUGGGACCGAAAGAAACCUUAUAUGGGUUGGGGAGGUUCUGGGUCGUACGAGGUCGUCAAAAUGAACAAUGGUUACAAAUACAUUGAUAGAAAUAGCAACAGCGAGUAUGGUUCUUCUUACGGAAAUGGUUAUGGUUACGGAGGACAGAGUUACAAUAACAAACCAAGUCAAGAUUACGGAUUGAAACCGAUGAAUGUCGAUCAUGGCAGACCUUACGACUAUGGAACAUUGCACGGUCAUGAUAAACCAAAAAAUGAUUACGGUAAACCCACACAUAACUACGGUACUACCAAUUCGCAAGACUACGGUACUCCAACCACUCACGAUUACGGUUCUAGUCCACAUAUUAAUUUACAGAGUACACCACGUCCAAUUGGGUUCGAAGUUACGACCCUGAGACCUCCAGCAUGGGAUUCUCAGAAACCUGGAUAUCCUGUGAUAGCCUCUAGGCCCACUCAACAUUGGGGUGAAAAUUCGUUUGGUGAACAAUUAAGCAGUGUAGUUAGUGGUUCGAUGGGUUAUGACAGACCCGGUGGAAACAGUCUUGCAAGACCAGUUGAUUAUGGUUCUUCGAGACCAGAUAGUUACGGAGCUCAGAGGCCGGUCGAUUAUGGUUCUUCGAGACCAGACAGUUACGGAACUCAGAGACCGGUUGAUUAUGGUUCUUCAAGACCAGACGGUUACGGAACUCAGAGACCGGUUGAUUAUGGUUCUUCGAGACCAGAUAGUUACGGAGCUCAGAGGCCGGUCGAUUAUGGUUCGUCGAGACCAGAUAGCUAUGGAACUCAGAGACCGGAAAAUUAUGGAUCUUCUCGUCCGGGUGGAUAUGGAAGUUCUCGUCCAGAUGGGUAUGGAUCAUCUAGACCAGGUAGUGUAGGAGAAACAUCAGACUAUGGAUCCUUCAGACCGUACGCGGGAUCCAUGAACAAUAUGGUAUCAGAUUACGGUUCCCAAAAACAGGAGUUUGAUAAAUUCAGCGGUUAUGCAGAUAACGACGAUGGUAGACCGCAAAUGAAUAACAGACCGGGAUACAACAAUGAAAGGCCUUUCAUGAAUGGAAACGAAGUUUAUGGUUCACAACAGCAGACGGGUUCAGGAUAUGGAAAAGGAUACGCAUCGAAUUGGGACUAUUAUUCUAAUUCCAUGAGGGGACAGUCCAGCAACGGAUGGAACGACCAGCAGCGAGAAUACUUACAGAGGAGACCGGAUGGCGAUGUUUUGCAGUCCGGUUCGAGCUUCAGGCCCUCCGAGUCCACUCCUCUACAUUACAACGGGCACAGUGGGAUCGGUGCAUCGACCGACAACGGUUUCCUGUACAGAAGUCCGUCGACAAUUAUCGGCUCGUCUACAACUCCUAUGCCGACUACUAAUAAUUCAUAAUCGUUUUCGUAUUAAUCAUAAUUUGAUCACUAUGGAUUUAUAACUAUUCUUUAUUUUCAUCGCGUACAUUGCUAUCUAAACCGUGCAAUACCUUCCUAGUGCUGAUUGGAUGAUUAAUAUUAUAAUUAAGUGUAUUUAGUAACGAUUAAAUUAAAAAGAAUGUUUUCAACAUCUUUUUAUUUUUAAAUUUCCUAGGGUGAUAUUAUAAUAUAUGAUUAGUUACAAUUUAUUAUUAAUUAUCAUCUACGUAACGUGUACAAAUCUAUAACUAUUUAAUAAACAAUACAAUUAUAUUAUAUGUAUAUGUUUAUAUUAUGUUAUAAUAUAUUAUAUUAUUAUAAUAUAUAAUAAUAUACAAUAUAUAAUUUAUGUACUAGGUGAUUUGAAAUAAAUAUCACAGCCAUUUUAUCAUAUUAUGAAUAUAUAAAAUAGAGUAAAAUAUAUUAUACUUAAGUUAUUUGAUUUAGAAAAAUAAUUUUUUAAUAACAUCAUUUGAAAUUUUUUUAUUUUUUACAUUCUUUUAAUGGUAAACUUAUAACAUUUUUGUGACAGAAAUAUAUAAUUAAAGCGAUUUAAAAUUUUAAUUAAUAAUAUAUAAAGGUAGAUACACUACUAAAUAUUAGUAGACUUAUCUGCUCAGUGGCGUAAUUUGGAAUCGGUUGUGGGGUGGGAUGGGAUAUAAGUUUAUAUUAUAGUUAUAUUGGGGCUAUGCCCCCCACACCCCCUUGGCCAUUAAAUCUCAUAUAUUACAAUAUUAUAUUAAUUUAUUAUUAUAAAUUAAAUAAGAUGAAUGGUAUAAUAAUGGGUUUCAAAGACAAUAAAGUAAACAAUAAAAUACAUUUUUUAUAAAUUAUAAUAGUAACUAAAUUUUUCUUUUUG